CACAAUGCACAAUAAGGUGGACCAUCUAUUGUGCAUUGCAUCUAAAACGCACCGUCCUUAGCCGAAUUACCCUAAAACCCAUCUCUCUGUCUGGGUGUGGUCCUCAAUACGUAUCGUUACUUUUCAUUAUAUAUUCACUGUUUCAUUUCAUGUCUCUCUCUACUGGACGCAGUGUUUUAGGGCCGAGGACGACCUUCUCAUUACAAUAAGGCGACGUAACGCGCGAACAUCACCGUCUUCGACAAUCCAUUAACACACAGGUCUGAUCUUCUCAACGCCUUUUUCUUUGAACGUUACUAACUCUUCUCAAAAAACCCUAGGUACUGCUUUUUUAAUUCAUUGAAAUUCAUAGGCUGUAGUAGACAGGAGCAUUGAUAAGACUUGCCCAUGAACUCACUGAUUGAGACCGCACAUAAUUGUUUAUAUACGUUUCAUUCUAUUUUAGGGUUUGAAUGGUUGUGGUGAUUUUUGGGUCGGCUUCAAUUUUGUGUAUGGGUUUGAGUUUUUGAAGAAUUGAUUUGUAUGUGAGAUAUGAGUGUUAAUCUUUUUAUAAUAGAGAAAUGGAAUGCAAUGAUACGGAUUCAAGAUUGGUGCAAGAGGGUUCGGUUGUUGGUUCUGAGAUGAAAUCUGGGGUAGGGUUUGAUGUGCAGUGUUUAUCUCCAAAACCUAGGGUUAAGAAGAUGGAUGGGGAAGAGAGGAAGUCAGGAUCUAAGAGAAAACUGAAACCUAUUGAGGUUGGGUUUGAUUCGGAUGAUAAUGAGCCCAUAGGGUCUUUACUGAAGUUUAAAAGCAAAAGAAACCCUAAGAAGGUUAAGGUAGGAUUGGAUGGUGGCAGUGAUAAGGGCAAGGAGAUUGAGGUCGGGGUAGAGAAACUGGUUGUUAAAGACGAAGAUUUGGGGGGUAUGGAUGAUACAUUGGCUAGUUUUAAAAAGAAGCUGAAGGGUCCAAAGAAAGAUGGUGGAUCUGGGGUAACCAUGGGAAGAAGUCUGGGUAUGACUGCAGCGGAGCCCUCGGGUCAAUGUUUGAAUGGCCCUGUAAAGGAUGGAGGUUUGGCUGUGGAAUCAAUUUCAGAAAUUGUUGAGACAGGUCAGGUGAUUGGUGACGGGACUAUCAGUAACGAAUUAGAAAGUAGAGGUAAAGCGAGGAUCAAGAGAACCAAGCUUGCUUUUAACCUGAAGAAAAAUGGAAGCAAUACUGAGUCUGAUGAUGCUUUGGAUUGUCAGAGAUGUGGGGAUGAUUCCACACAGAAUCAGGACGAGUUCGUUUUAAGGUCUGGAGAGAGUUCUGAUCACUGUUUGGAUGAAAAUUUAGAAGAUUCAUUGUCUGAAUUUUUCCGAAGAGCACAAUCUGGUUUGAUUAGGAAAUCUCGCAGUUCUUUGAGAUCGAAACAGAGAAGGGAUCCUCAAGUUCUCAGGGAGGGAUCAAGCCCAAGCUCCGCUGAUCAGAACAACAUUGAGAUAUCUCAGAGCUCCGUUGAUAAUUUGUGUCAAGUUUCUGACUGCAGAGAAAAGGAUUUGUUAUCCGGUGAUCCCAUGCAAGAGCUUGCUUCUGCACCAGUAACAGAUGAGAUUAUGAGAUCUAGUGAUAACACAUUUGGUGGAUAUUCUGAAGCAGUUCUGGAGGAUUCAGUUCCAAUUUCCUUAGUUCAAAGGUCUCAAUCCUGCUUAAGUGCAUGUUCUAAUAAGAUUGCCAGAUCUCAAGACAGUGAAAUCAAUAGACAGACUGCUGGGAUUCAACUGGGACCCACAGAGGUUUGCUGUGGCUCAGACCAUCUUUCUGAUGGCGAUUCUAAGGAGUUUCUUUGUGUGAAAGUGAAAAACAAUUGUUCUCUUCCUACUCAAGAGCCUACACCAGAAAUCUGCAAUUCAAAUGAUGGGUUAAAGAAUUAUUCAUUGGGGAAGGCUAGAAUUUUGGUGCAUGAUGAUAUUGAUUUGUGCAAUCUGGUAUCUGCUUCAGAACAAAUGGAGGAAACCCAUCUGUUUGAGAAGGGUGUGUCAAAUGUAGGGCCUAAUGAAAAUUUGGAUAAACAAUCUGAGGGUCUUUUGACGGUUUACCCUCCAAUUACUGACCAGAAAAAUUCUUCUUCUUUUGGAAAAGAAAUUCAGGGACCUUGUUCUGAUGAUGAUUCGUUGAAUAGACCAUGUGGAUAUAUGUCUAACAUGAACCUUACUGGAAAAAGUUUGGAGGGCUCAGCAAAAACCCCACCUCAAAACUCUUCGCCAUGUAAUGAUAAGAUGGAGAUGGCUUCGAAAUUUGAAAUAGGGCUUGCUUUUGAUCAAUGUCUGAAAGAUUCCCAGCAUUCUCAGCCUCACUCAUUCUAUACUGCCACUGGUUCUCCAAAAGAAGCAGCUUUAAGUGAUUAUGAAGCUGCAAAUCAAAUUCAUAGUGCUUGCAUUGAGGAGCCAGAUCUCGCUUCAGUUUCUUCACAAAAGGAAGAUGUGUCUGUAUCUGAUACUAGGUCGCUUCCACCCACAAUUUGUGGAGAACAUGAAUCUGAGAUUGUUUUGAUGAAAUACCCGGAGAAAUCCCUGGAGACUGGUGAUAACUGUAAUAAUUAUCUGCAGGAAUUAUGUCUUCCCGAGUCUGUUACUUCAAUUCAGAAGUGCAACUCUAGUUCCCAUAAAAAACAUCCUUCUGAAGAUGCAUCCAAAGGGGCAUGCAUUCCGGGUCGGGAUUAUCUCUCUCUCGAUGAAGAGGCCAAUGGAGACUCUUCUCCAACCUUUAUUGCAGAUCGUAAUGAUAGUUCUGCCGAAGAUGCAGGCUCUGUGCCUGAUCCUGGAAAUAAAGAUAAUAAGAAAAUAUUAGUCCAGCGUGUUGCGCGAAAGCCUAAAAAGUGUAGGCAUGGGGACAUGGCUUAUGAAGGGGAUGUUGAUUGGGAAAUUCUGAUACAUGAGCAAGGAUUUCUUGGAAGCCAUCAGGUUGGAGACAGUGACCAGUUCUUUAAAACAAGAGAUAAGUUCAGUUCUUCUUCAGCUACAGUUGCAGAGGCUGAAAAUGGAGGUGCAGCAGCAGUCUCAGCUGGGUUGAAAGCUCAUGCAGUUGGUCCAGUUGAGAAGAUUAAGUUUAAGGAGGUAUUGAAGCAAAAGGGUGGGCUUCAGGAAUAUAUAGAAUGCAGGAAUCAGAUCUUAAGUCUUUGGAGUAAAGAUGUUAGCCGUAUUUUACCUAUCACAGACUGUGGAGUCACUGCUACUCCUUCGGCUUAUGAACCACCGCAUGCUUCUCUACUUAGGGAGAUUUACGCAUUUCUUGACUGCAGUGGUUAUAUAAAUGUAGGAGUUGCUUCUGAAAAGGAGAGAGCAGAACCUAAUGCUAAACAUAAUUUCAAACUUUUAAAAGAGAGAAAUUUUGGAGAAAAAUCUGGUGCUCUUGUUGCUGAUUCAGAUGAUGGAGUUUCCUUUAUCCUUGGCCGGGGUAGGAAUUCUGAGGCAUCCAUGGAGACGAAAAAUGGUGUCGUAGUUGAUCAUGAAAAUCGGGCUGCAGGAGCCACUAAAGAUGGGGAGCUUGUUACUCUACAGGCAGUUGAAUUAUCCACCCAAACAAAACCUGAAGAAUGUCAAGCUGAUGGAUACCAGGAAAAUGGUGGCAUUGAUGCAAAACUGCCCAAGAAAAUGGUCGAUUUGGAUAUUUGGAUUUCUGAUCCAUCUUGCGAAGUGUUGGAUGGUGGAAUAGCCCCUGUUAUAACUUCAGAUUUCAUGAAGCACUCGCAUGGUGUUCAACCUUCCUCAAAUGAUUCCAUAGAGGGGAAUCAUCGUAUGCAGUGUGAUUCAGAAGUCAGAAACAGAAUCAUUGUCAUAGGAGCAGGUCCUGCUGGCUUAGCUGCAGCACGCCACUUGCAGCGCCAGGGUUUUUCCGUUACUGUUCUUGAAGCUAGGAGUAGAAUAGGGGGUCGUGUCUAUACGGAUCGCUCAUCCCUUUCAGUUCCCGUGGAUCUUGGGGCUAGCAUUAUUACAGGUGUUGAGGCAGAUGUUGCUACAGAAAGAAGACCAGAUCCUUCGUCAUUGGUUUGUGCGCAGUUGGGCCUUGAAUUGACUGUAUUGAAUAGUGACUGCCCUCUUUAUGAUAUUGUUUCCGCUCAGCGAGUUCCUGCAGAUUUAGAUGAAGGUUUGGAAGCGGAAUUCAACAGCCUCCUUGAUGACAUGGUAUUACUUGUUGCACAGAAGGGGGAACAAGCAAUGAAAAUGUCUCUUGAGGAUGGUUUAGAGUAUGCCCUAAAGAGGCGUCACAAAGUUCGAUUGGGACGGAAUUAUGUGGAAAGUGAACUGCAUAAUUCAGCAGAUUCCUUUAUUGGUUCUGAACAAAUUAGUGAUGGAAAAAUUUCCGAGAAUAAUAGUUUGAAGGAGAUUUUGAGUCCUCUUGAGAGGAGGGUCAUGGAUUGGCAUUUUGCCAAUCUGGAGUAUGGUUGUGCUGCAUUGCUUAAGAACGUGUCUCUUCCUUACUGGAAUCAAGAUGAUAUUUAUGGAGGAUUUGGAGGAGCUCAUUGUAUGAUUAAAGGGGGUUAUAGCACUGUUGUUGAAUCUCUGGGAGAAGGACUUUGUAUCCACUUAAACCAUGUGGUCACAGAUAUUUCUUAUAUCACAAAGGACUGUGGAGUAAAUGAUAACCAGUGUAGCAAAGUAAAAGUUUCCACAUCAAAUGGCAGAGAAUUUUCAGGGGAUGCUGUCCUUAUUACAGUGCCUCUGGGGUGUUUAAAAGCAGAAAGCAUUACAUUUUCGCCUCCAUUACCGCAAUGGAAACAUUUGUCCAUCCAGCAGCUCGGUUUUGGUGUUCUCAAUAAAGUAGUUAUGGAAUUCUCAGAGGUGUUUUGGGAUGAUUCUGUUGAUUACUUUGGUGCAACUGCUGAGGGAACGAACCAGAGGGGCCAGUGCUUUAUGUUCUGGAAUGUCAAAAAAACAGCUGGGGCGCCUGUUCUUAUUGCCUUAGUUGUUGGUAAGGCAGCUAUAGAUGGCCAAAAUAUGAGCUCAUCUGAUCAUGUAAACCAUGCUUUAACGGUACUCCGUAAACUUUUUGGGGAGGCUUCAGUACCUGAUCCAGUUGCAUCAGUAGUAACAGACUGGGGAAGGGAUCCAUUUAGCUAUGGUGCAUACUCUUAUGUUGCCGUGGGGGCAUCGGGAGAAGAUUACGAUAUGUUGGGUAGGCCUGUCGAGAACUGUGUAUUUUUUGCUGGUGAAGCUACCUGCAAGGAGCAUCCGGACACUGUUGGUGGUGCAAUGAUGAGUGGGCUUCGAGAGGCUGUGCGUAUAAUCGAUAUAUUGCGUAGUGGAAAUGAUUAUACAGCAGAAGUGGAAGCAAUAGAGGCUGCACAGAGACAUUCAGACAGUGAAAGGAAUGAAGUGAGGGACAUUAUGAAAAGACUUGAGGCUGUUGAGCUUUCAAAUGUCCUGUACAAGAACUCUUUAGAUGGGGCCCAGAUUUUGACCAGGGAGGAUCUACUUCAGGAUAUGUUCUAUGGUGCAAAAACUACUGCUGGACGAUUGCAUCUGGCAAAAGAGUUGUUGAAUCUUCCUAUUGAAGCUCUGAAGUCCUUUGCUGGGUCAAAGGAUGGGCUGAGCACACUCAACUCAUGGAUAUUGGAUUCAAUGGGGAAGGAUGGGACUCAACUCUUGCGCCAUUGUGUUCGUCUUCUUGUGCUUGUUUCAACCGAUCUACUUGCAGUCCGCUUGUCAGGCAUAGGAAAAACUGUGAAAGAAAAAGUUUGUGUGCAUACUAGCCGUGAUAUACGUGCCAUAGCAAGUCAGCUGGUUAGCGUGUGGAUUGAGAUUUUCCGCAAGGAAAAGGCGUCUAAUGGUGGUUUGAAGCUACUGAGACAAUCAACUGCUGUUGAUUCUUUCAAAAGCAAAUUUAAUCUUGCUUCAGGAAAGGCACCUCCACGCACACAUCAUGGCACACCAGAUAAUAGAGGAAGUUCGCAGUUUUCUGCAUCUGCUGGAAGUCAUAUGCCUUCAAGUGCAAACACGAAGAAAGUGAAUGCCAAGCCUGUAAAAUUGGAAACAAGGGCUGACUCAAAAUCAGAGGUUAAGUCAUCAAGGUCUCAAGGUUCAGUAGGCAGACAGGAAGCCAAAGGGGAGGAGGGCCAGAAUUUUGCCAUGUCUGCAGAAGAACAGGCUGCCUUUGCUGCUGCAGAAGCAGCCCGUGUUGCUGCUCUAGCUGCUGCUGAGGCAUAUGCAUCUACUGGAGCCAAGUGCAACACAUCGCUGCAGCUUCCUAAGAUACCAUCAUUCCAUAAAUUUGCUAGACGUGAGCAAUACGCACAGAUGGACGAGUCUGAUGUGAGAAAGAAGUGGUCUGGCGGAGCAUUCGGAAGACAGGAUUGUCUAUCUGAAAUAGAUUCUCGUAAUUGCAGAGUUAGGGACUGGUCUGUUGAUUUCUCUGCUGCGUGUGUCAAUCUUGACAGUUCAAAAAUGUCAGUUGAUAACCUCUCUCAACGUAGCCACUCGAAUGAGAUUGCAUGCCAGUUGAACUUCAGAGAACACUCUGGAGAAAGUGCGCCUGUAGACAGCAGCAUAUUCACGAAAGCAUGGGUUGAUGCUUCUGGAAGCGUAGGGAUAAAAGACUAUAAUGCUAUUGAGAGAUGGCAAUCUCAGGCAGCUGCUGCUGACUCUGAUUUCUACCAGCGGACUUUGCACAUAAGGGAUGAGGAGGACUCAAAUAUGAACUCAGAGGUACCUAAAAGGAAGCACAAAGGGUUAGCAAAUGAGAGUUCUGCCUCACAAGUUACAGUAAACAAGGAGUUGGCUGAAAAUCAACCCAGAGCGGAGCAUAUUAAACAGGCUGUUGUAGAUUAUGUUGCGUCGCUGCUCAUGCCUCUUUAUAAAGCAAGGAAAAUUGAUAAGGAAGGAUACAAGUCAAUAAUGAAAAAAACUGCAACCAAGGUAAUGGAGCAGACUACUGAUGCUGAGAAAUCCAUGGCUGUUUACGAGUUUCUCGAUUUCAAGCGCAAAAAUAAGAUUCGAUCCUUUGUGGACAAGUUGAUUGAGACGCACAUGACAAUGAAACCAGUCGUUAAAACAUGAUGGUCCCGAAGAUUGAUUGAUCAUAGUUUCUGAUGCCCUUCUGCACAACAGUCACGGAAGUGUGCUCCUGUUUGUUCCAUCAUGAGUUCACAGCACAAAUCGGCAGUGGAAUACCUCGCCAGGGUGGCGGCUUUGGAUUGGGUUUCUCAUUUAAAAUUCAUCAUACCAGACCACUCCUUAUGCUGCUAGUGAUUCGGAAGGUGCAGUAGAAGAAAGGAGAUGUUUUUAUUUAACCAUCUAUCAAUUUGAUUAUAGUUGACGGGCGUUCUUCUGAAUUUCUGAACUUUUGGUGGCUUGCUGUUUCAGACAGAAUUUGUGCUCGAGUAUUACAGGAAAAUAUCUCUUUUAGUUUUGGCAAAGGCCUCCUGCAUUGCAAUUGUGCUCAAUGCAAAUGUGAAUAGUUUAGCUCAUCUGCAUCACAGACAUUGGUUCGGUGUUUUCAACAGGGGCUCACUUGCACAGGUUAAUCUUAAAUCAAGAUUGUACUUCUAGGGAUAUGAAAUUGAGAACCCCCCCCUUUUUUUGGGUAACCCCAUAGAUAAGACAUGUUUUUGACCUUUUCUUCAGAUUUAUGUACAGAGUAGGAUUGUUUUUGUAUCAGCAAGUAUACCAGAUACUCUCUCUCUCAGUUCUUCUGAUUUAUGAAAUUGAAACUCAGAAUUUCAAGCGAAA
This is a messenger RNA of Cornus florida, 7682 nucleotides long. Its product is annotated as lysine-specific histone demethylase 1 homolog 3. Lineage: Eukaryota; Viridiplantae; Streptophyta; Magnoliopsida; Cornales; Cornaceae. Bases 561 to 7010 code for a protein of 2149 amino acids. The record is from RefSeq and is a predicted model, not a curated record. Gene Ontology annotation, molecular function: protein binding; oxidoreductase activity. The transcript is spliced from 8 exons.